GCACGGGAACCCACACGGUGUCGGACGCUAGUCGCUAGUAGCUCGCUAGCCAACACGCCACCGACGCUCUCCGAUGGCGUCCCCUGCUCGCCACCUCUUCCUCAUCACCUUAGUGGCCGUGCUCGCCGUCGCGGCGGAGGCGUGGGGCGGUGGCCGCUUCUUCUUCAGCAAGACCACGCGCGCCGAAGCCGCCGUCGAGCCUGAGAAGGCUGCGGCGGCGGCGGCCAGCGGCACCGCGCCGGGCGCGGCGGACCCGAAUGCGGCGCCGGCGUUCUCCCGCCCGUCGACCGGCGGCAGCGGCCGCGGGUACGGGCUCUACGGCCGCCCCGAGGAGAACUACCCGCCGGGCUACUUCCGCCGCGGCGUGCACCGCAACGCCGAGAAGCUGACGACGACCGACGUGCCGGCCGCCGCCGGUGCCGGGAGAGAGGCGGUCCCCGUGGGCGGCGAGCGCGCCCAGGAGUACGCGGCAGACGGCAGCGGCAGGGGCCGGCCGCGGACCACCGUGCCGGCCACCACCACUUCCGACGCCGAGGAGGAGGCGGCCCCCGCGGGAGGCGCCGGAGGAGACCUCGAGGGCGUCCAGCCGUACCCGGAGGACGGCAGCGGCCGGGGCCGGCCGCCGUGGUACUACACGGCCUUCCGCGGCGGCAGGCAGCAGCGGGGCUACGGGAUGAGCGACACGCGGCUGUACCAGAACGGCCGCUACUACUACGACGUGGACGCCGGCAGGUACGGCUACGGCCGCGAGUCGAACCCCGUGCGGACCCGGCCCGAGGAGGAGUACCCCGGCUCCGGGUACGGCCGGCCCGCCGGCGGCGACAGGCGCGGGAGGUACGGCAACAACGCGGCGGCGGGUUACCGGCGGUACGGCGGCAACGACGACGAGUUCGGCAACGGAGCCAUGGAUCAGAACUCGAACGGCAACGGCUUCCAGGAGGAGGAAGGCCGCCAGAACGGACGAUACAUUCCAUGAAAGGAAAACUGAAGCGUUUGUAAAUGAUGAGUUGUCACGUGUGUUGCUGCUACUACUGGUAGUGAUCGUAUCGUGUGCUCCAUCGCAGAGUAAUCUCGCGUGGGCUAGCUGCGAGUACUCGAAGAGCUAGCUGCGCUGCUCCUUUCUGUCCACGACUACACGCAGUUCGUUCCUCGUUGGUGACGCAACCAAUGAAUGAAUAAGUUGUGUGUGUACAAUGAGACGUACGUGUACUGUGUAUUGCAGAUCAAAAUGCUAUCAGCCUUAUUAUUUCAUCA
Messenger RNA from Setaria italica (foxtail millet), 1254 nucleotides. RefSeq names its product translation initiation factor IF-2. The record is from RefSeq and is a predicted model, not a curated record. The transcript has a single exon. NCBI's taxonomy places the organism in Eukaryota, Viridiplantae, Streptophyta, Magnoliopsida, Poales, Poaceae. Bases 74 to 976 code for a protein of 300 amino acids.